Messenger RNA from Cyclocybe aegerita, 1419 nucleotides. The record is from the annotation of a GenBank genome assembly. Lineage: Eukaryota; Fungi; Basidiomycota; Agaricomycetes; Agaricales; Hemipholiotaceae.
AUGUUGCUGAUACAUGCAAGUCACACUGAACUCAAUAAUGAAGGAGCAGACCGCCCCACUAAGAGGAAAAGGAAAGAAGGGAAUCACGUCGAGGUACAACUCCCUGAUUCCUUGCCCGCCUAUGAACGAGGAGUGGAGGAAUCCUCUCGCUUCGGAGAAAGCAGAGUCACGGCAUACGUGCGAGCACUUGAAGGUGUGAACCGACGUAUUAGCGGUGUUACACCAGAAGAGGACCCUAUCACCCGACGGACAGACCUCACCGGAUACACAGGAGAUUCAGAUGAUGAAUCGGGCAAUGAGUCCAGUGAUAGCCAGUUGGAAGACUUCCUCAACUUCGACAAAAACUAUGCUCCCCCACCUACCGAUCACGUUGAGUCAAAUGACAAGCGAGAGGAGCAGGAGAACUUGAACCAAUACAACUGGAACAAGGUGCAAAGUGCCUAUUGUAAGGCCCUCGAGCAAAUCAUUCGACGGAACCCCACCGUUAGCGGGUUAGCCCUGGUUGCAGGACAGGUCAAACACGCCAAUCACUUGUUUGGAGUAGGCGAACUAUGGGCACCUGUCAUUCUUGUUUGUAGUGAGAAUACUGUGCUCGCUGGACUCACUGCACAACACUAUGUUGAUGAACUCAAGCGUGCUGACAUGCGCCACCCUCCGAAAAUGCUGCCCAACACGCCAGUGUACAAGGCUGCCCCGCAAGGAUAUCCCAUGACACCUAUGGAGGUGGAUGCAUUAGUGGCUGUUGCUUGCAACAGGACAGGACACAAACACCCUCGCGCAGAGGCACAUGUCCUCCUCCAAUCCUUUCAUGCGGCCGCUACUCGUAUCGACCGAUCACAGCGUGAUGAUGCCAUGCAUUGUAUACUCGACUCCACGGUGUUUGAACCAACGUACUUCCCCGAGUUCAUGGAAAAUGCCCAUAGUUAUAUCAUACCGCCGAUGGUACCACCGACUCAACACACCCGCUCGUCCAACCAAAACUCCAGCUCGGGUUAUGGGCUAGCCAUGCCCACCAACCCAUUCGACAUCAUAGCUCGAUGCCAGUAUGUCAUAGCACACCAAAUGAUAGGUACACCAAACGCUAUCAAAGGCGUCAUCAUUGACUUUGCGGGUCGGGUAUAUUUACCAACCAUGUUUGCGUACCUACUAGCUAAACUCCUCAGCCCGGUGGCUAAGCAGGCCUCCAAGAUGUGGAUUGCCCUCUUUGCGCAUAUUCACCCUACAGCACCCUUCGUCGAGAGCAUAGUCCCCACAUACAUCUUCCACUCUUUGGAAUUGACCGAUUCGACCUAUCGGAAUGCGACUGAGGACAAUGUUGUUAACGACCUCAUUCGCAACGGGAUACCCGUGGCCUGGGUGGAUCAUGCAUACACAUUCGGGCUCAGGGUGCUCAACCAGACGGUAACCAACUUUGGAUGA